AUGCCAGGUCCCUCAAAACGAAUUGCGGUGGCUGGUGGAACUGGAGGAAUUGGCAGCCACGUCGUUGAGGGUCUCCUAGAAAUCAAGGAAAAGCACUCCCUUCAUAUCAUCGUUCUAUCCCGUUCCUCUAAACCAGACGUCAUUUACGCGGGUGCUGCUGCUCCGGUCAUUGCUACAGACUACAACAAUGUCCAUACGAUCGAGCAGGUUCUUCGAGAGCACGACAUAGACACCGUCAUUUCAACCAUCGUAGACACCGUCCCCUCCUCUUUUAAAGCCGUCCAGCAACGCCUUCUUGACGCAGCCCUCAAUGUUCCGUCCGUCCGUCGUUUCGCUCCCAGCGAAUUCGCGGUUGAUUCCGAAAAGCUCCAGUCAACCGUUGUGUUCUAUCAGUCCAAAGCUCUUAUCGUCCAAUCGUUGCGGAAGGUUCGAGAAUACAAUAAGGACUUCGAGUUUAUCAAGUUCAGUUGUGGACUCUUCAUGAAUUAUUUCGCGUACGGCAAUCCCAAACCUGAUGGUGGGAAGGCCCACGGACAUCUCAGACAGUUCCCGUUUGUCAUCGACAUCUCAAAGGGAACUGCAGAUGUUCCCGGAGAUGGAAACCACAAAUUCUGUUAUACGACUGCGGAAGACGUUGGAAGAUUCACCGCCGCCGCCACACAAUUGGAGACUUGGUCCGAAGACGGCACAAUGGCUGGGGACUUCCGUACAAUCAAUGAGAUUAUACAAAUGGCUGAGCGUGUAACAGGGAAAACGUUUGAUGUUAAAUACAACACCGAGGACGACCUUCUUGCCAGAAUGAACCCGAACCCCGAAAGCGCCAUGACCAAUUUUUACUUGGAGGUUCUUCUCGGAAUGAUCAGGGGAGAGUGCGACCAGGGAGCGGAGUUGAAUAAGCUGACGAACGUCAAGCCAACUUCGGUGGAGAGCUUUUUACAGGCAUGGUGGGGGAAUUGA
This is a messenger RNA of Marasmius oreades (fairy-ring Marasmius), 957 nucleotides long. RefSeq lists its product as uncharacterized. The coding region runs from base 1 to 957 and encodes 318 amino acids. The record is from RefSeq and is a predicted model, not a curated record. The transcript has 2 exons. NCBI's taxonomy places the organism in Eukaryota, Fungi, Basidiomycota, Agaricomycetes, Agaricales, Marasmiaceae.